Molecule: messenger RNA, 708 nt
Organism: Penicillium daleae
Lineage: Eukaryota; Fungi; Ascomycota; Eurotiomycetes; Eurotiales; Aspergillaceae
Product: glutathione S-transferase family protein
Exons: 1
Coding region: 1-708 (235 amino acids)
Source: RefSeq, a predicted model, not a curated record
AUGGCAUUGACCCUCCACCACCUGGGCCUCUCCCAAUCCGAGCGCAUCAUCUGGCUCGCCGAGGAACUAGGAAUAAACUACAACCUAGUUCACCACAAGCGCGACCCCAUCUUCUCACCCCAAUCGAUCAAAGACCUCCAUCCCGCCGGGACAGCUCCGGUAAUGGAAGACGACCCAUCACCCAUAACACAAUCACGCGUCGUCCUCGCCGAAUCAGGCGCCAUCAUGGACUACAUCAUCACCGUCCACGGCAACGGAAAUCUAGCACCCACCCUGAAAGACGGGCCCCUGUACACAAAUUACCUAGAAUGGUACCACUUCGCCAACGGAAGCCUCCAACCAGCCCUCUUCCGCGUCAUGAUGGCCCGCGGUCCAGCCUCGGAUCCUAACUCCCCGGUCGUCGCGCGCACGCUGCAGAAGUGGGAUCACUUAUUGUCCAUGGUGGAGAAUCGGCUUGCGGAGACGAAGGCGUAUCUUGCUGGUGAGACGCUUACAGCUGCGGAUAUUAUGACUGUUUUUACGUUGACGACAAUGCGGGGUUUUUGUCCUAUUGAGUUCGAUGAGGAGAAACAGGCAAAUAUUUUGGGGUAUUUGAAGAGGGUGGGCGAGAGACCCGCUUAUCGGAGGGCUAUGGAGAUUUGUGAGGGGAAGGAGUUUAGCCCUCUGUUGGGGGCUAAAGUGGAGCCGUUCUCGCUGGUGAAGAGGUGA